AUGGAAAAAAAAUUACAGGUCAAACGCGAGAGCUCCGCUCAUCUCGGAGCUGAAGUGCCGCUUGUACCCUGGCCCAGCUCGGUCGGCUGUACCCCGAUUAUCGGUCUUGAUACGCGCGCCAUCUCGCCGUUCUUUUCCAUCCAGCCCAAGGGUCACAUAUUCUACUUCUACAACCCGUGUCUUCUCUACAGCCGCCGUGCACCACACAUCGCAAUGGCCGCCGCUUCCACCUCGUCGCGGGCCGUCUUCUCCCGCACACUCCUCCGCUCGGCUACCUCUCGGCCUGUGGCGACAUGUCCGAUGCAGAUGCGCCAGAGCCUGCGCGCCGCCACUUCACAGGACCGCUCCGCCCGCGCCAUGAGCAGCAGCAGCAGCAGCAGCACGACCGUUUCCUCGCGAUUACACAAUACCCGUCCGCUGCUCCGAGCGCGCCGGCCGCAGCACCCGAGCGCGUUGUCCGCGCGCCGCACCAUCUUCAUCCAGACGGAGCCGACACCCAACAACGACGCGCUCAAGUUCCUGCCCAACCACCGCGUGCUCCCCGAGGGUUUUGCCGCGCCGUUUGUCGAGUACAUGAACCCGCGCGCCACCAUUGCGCCACCGCACCCGUCGCCGCUCGCCGCCAAGCUCAUGAACAUUGACGGCGUCACAUCUGUGUUUUACGGCGCCGACUUCAUCACCGUCACAAAGGCCGGCGACGCCAACUGGGCGCACAUUCGGCCCGAGAUCUUUGCCCUCAUCACCGAGGCCAUCACCGCCGGUGAGACCAUUGUCACCGUCAAGGAGAUGCCCGCGGGUGCCGACGGUGCCGUCGAGGCCGAGGCCGACAGCCUGGCCUACAACGAGGACGACAGUGAGGUUGUCGGCAUGAUCAAGGAGCUCCUGGAGACGAGGAUCCGCCCCGCCAUCCAGGAGGACGGCGGCGACAUCGAGUUUCGGGGCUUCGACGAGGAAGGCUUCGUCAACUUGAAGCUCCGUGGCGCGUGCCGAACGUGCGACUCGAGUACGGUGACGCUCAAGAACGGCAUCGAAGGCAUGUUAAUGCACUACAUUGAAGAGGUCAAGGGCGUCCGCCAGAUUCUCGAUGAAGAGGAGGAAAUUUCUCUGCAGGAAUUUGCCAAAUUUGAGGAAAAACUCAAGCACCAAAAGCCUGCUGCCCAAAACUUGCACAUCAGUCUCUAUAGAACCAGCCCACUGUAUUAUAACGCCUGGACGCAUAGUUCUGGGCUUUUUUUAACCGACAUAUAUAUUCCCACAGAAGGUUGUACUCUUUCCAAACCUUCUUAUAAAUUGACCUCCGUCAUGAGCGCCAAGCGGGGUUCUGUCAAGGAAGCCUGCCAACUGCCAGGACGGGUUUCUGAGCUUGAAAUUGCAGGAUGCGACUGCCAUCUUUGCUCAAAGGAAUUAAGCAGAGGCAAAGCAGCACGACAGUUGCAACAAACUGGCCCCGUAAAUGCCAAGUUGAAACAGACCAUUCGGGACGCUAUCAGGGCUUAA
Molecule: messenger RNA, 1497 nt
Organism: Cordyceps militaris CM01
Lineage: Eukaryota; Fungi; Ascomycota; Sordariomycetes; Hypocreales; Cordycipitaceae
Product: NifU-related protein
Exons: 5
Coding region: 1-1497 (498 amino acids)
Biological process (GO): iron-sulfur cluster assembly
Cellular component (GO): mitochondrion
Molecular function (GO): iron-sulfur cluster binding; iron ion binding
Source: RefSeq, a predicted model, not a curated record